GCCAGUCUGUUGAUAUGGUGCCGUAAUGUGGUGUUUCGAUCGUUUCAGUUAGUUUUUGGUCAUUGGUCCUCUUGUAUCGGACACGUGUUGAAUUUUUGUGAGGUUUCGAACUUGGGUCACUCAUCUCAGAGCAUAUCCGUAUCGUAGAGAGGACGUCAAAACACAAUAAGCAGGUACGCUUUGGGUUCUGUCUAGUCCGUCCUCGAGCUGCCGAAUACCGAAGCUACAUAAGUAGCCACCAAAAUGAUGCCCAGAAAGAAAGUGAAGGACGAGCCACCGGUUGACAUCGAGAGCUUGCCAGCGCAUAAGAGGCACAAGAAACGCAAGCACAAAAAACACAAGCGCAAACGAGACGCGGACCAGCCAGAUGACAAUCCCGGCAGUCCGCAAAGCGAAGGCAGCAAGCCAUCACUCAAACUCAAAAUUCGAAUCGGCGGGCAGACCGUGGAGAAGAACGUUUCCAAGAUGAGCGAGGCGUUGGAUGAAGACAACGCGAACAAAUCGAACGACGACUCCAGUCAAGAAAGUGGCGACGAGGAAGAGGAAGCCUGGUUAGAAGCCCUCGAGUCCGGUCGCCUGGAUGAGGUCGACGAUGAGCUUCGGAAAAUGAAAGACCCGACGCUGAUGACAGCACGGCAGAGAGCUCUCCUCGAGAGUAAGGCCCAGACGAAAGAGCGCGAAGAGGUACCAGUAGCCGCUCAGCCACCACAAAUGUCGGAAGAAAUGCUUCAGCGACGGAUGCAGCGGGCCAAGAAGCGUAAGCAACAAGCCGAAGAGAAAAAAGAGAAGGAUAAGAAGCAAACUAUCGAGCGUCUGCUCAAGAAAUCGGACUCCCGCCUAAGGGGUCGAAAAAUGACCCGCAAGUCUGACACACCCAGAGUAUCCCUCUUGCAAAGGACAUCGGGUACACUGAUGUCGUUUCCAGUUGGUGUGUCCUUUCCUCUGACGUCACGGACUGCUCCGGAGUACCCCGCCAAGAAAAUGUGCGGCAUCAAGGGUUGCCCAAACCCGCGCAGGUACAGCUGUUCCAAGACUGGUCUACCUCUCUGCAGCCUUGAAUGCUACAAGACUAAUAUGCUCCAAAUGUGCGUGUAACUUGUGAGAACUGUGUUUACGUGACGAUGUCAAAACAGUGAUAAAUCUCACCUGUGUUCAAUAAGUACGAGUAAUCUAACCAUACAUUCUGUCAGUGCAUGCAGAUUUGAAUGCACUGUGUUGUGAUGCCCUCACUGUAACAGUUCCUACACUCCUUACCUAUGAUAGGUUGAUAACCGUUCAGAUACCCACACGUCAAGUAUGAAAGAUGGUGGACGAGGCAUCAGUCUCACAGCAUUUUAGUCAACAGUGUUACUGAUUAUCAGUGUGUGGCUUCAUCACCGUAUAGGUUGAGUGAACUGUAGCUCCCAUCCCAAACAGUGACAGAAAAAUCUAGAUAGACAGAUGAAGAUGCAGCAAAAUCUGAAGAGCUAUAAAAGUAUUUAUUGUGAUACACGUUUCAUGUGGUCAUACAGCUCAGCUCUCCAUUUGCCGACUCAUGCUCAGCUCAUUCGCCACAUUGAGCAAAAGCGCGCACGCUCGUGAGUGAGUUUUGCCGAGACGUGCUAACGAACAGAGAUGGGGAAGUUACAUCGUAGGUUCCCCAUCUCUGCUCGUUAUUAGUUAAGUUACUGUGCAAAGAAAUUUAACUGAGUUACUGCUAAUGAAAAGCUAAGCUACUUUGGAAAAGUAACGAGUUACUUUCAAGUUACUUGUUACAUAAUAUGCAGUUUUUAGUUCUUGACUUCUAUUUAAUUUUCACAAUGGUGGGUGCAAGACACUUUAUAAUAAUUUUGAUCUACAAAUAAGUAUUUGAGAUGAUGAAAGAAUCCUACCUUUAUGUGCUUCCUUAGGGAGGCAUUUGAGGAUUUUGAUCUCGUAAUAAGGUUCUUGCAUAAUAAAUAAGCAGGCAUUGAGA
Molecule: messenger RNA, 1954 nt
Organism: Ornithodoros turicata
Lineage: Eukaryota; Metazoa; Arthropoda; Arachnida; Ixodida; Argasidae
Product: INO80 complex subunit B-like
Exons: 1
Coding region: 244-1095 (283 amino acids)
Biological process (GO): chromatin remodeling
Cellular component (GO): Ino80 complex
Source: RefSeq, a predicted model, not a curated record